AUAAGUACAUCUCGGAUAAAUCGACGUUUAUACGAGAAUAUUAGAUACGACUACGAUAGGUAAAUGGUAAUAUUAUACCGGUUUAGUAGUUACAACUAAAAUAGUUCGCGCUCGUAGAUAUCUAUAAUUAAACGUUGGAGGUGACGUUAUAGGACGGUGCUAUUCACAGUGGGUCUAGUUUGAUAUUUCUUACCGAGCAUGUUGGUUUCAUACGCGCGCUUCUCUAUAAACGUUUCGCCGGGGAAAAAGUGAAAAGAAAAAUUGAAGGGUAUAUUAUAGAUAAGUAUCGGCGAUACGCAUAUAGUUGCAGAUAAAACUCAGAGUAAAUUCAUCAUUUGCAUUGCGUGUGUACGCGUGCGUAUGCGAUUCUUUUAAUAUCGUUCCUUUAAUUAUCGCCAAUUCGUCGAUUCGGAGUAACACUAUGGGGGAAAAUCUGGAUAUGGGAGAAUGUCCGGUGUGCGGUAAGCAGGCUCGGCUGAAAUGCAGCGGCUGCAAGGGGAGCUUUUAUUGCGGGAAGGAACACCAAAGGGAAGAUUGGCCGUUGCACAAAUCAAUCUGCCAUGCCUGGGAGAUCGAGGAAAGCAAAGAAUUGGGAAGAUACUUGAUUGCAAGGAGGGAUUUAAAGAGCGGUGAGCCGAUCAUUUCGGAAGUGCCACUCGUUUGGGGAGCCGCACCUCAUACGUCUUACAGGGUGUGCGUCGGUUGCGGUCAACGUUGCGAGGACGUCGAAACGAGAUGUCCCAAGUGCUUCUGGCCUUCCUGUUCUACGGACUGCAAGGCUCUCCUGGCUAAGGACGGCCACGAGUUGGAAUGUGCCCUUCUUGCAAAAACCAGAAUCUUUCCCAGAUGCGACGUUUUGCUACCGAUAAGGAUGCUGAUACUUUGGAAGACAAAGUCGAAGCGUUGGAAAUUAUUGGAAAAGCUACAGAGUCACGAGGAUUCUCGCGGUCCUGGGACCGAUGCUUACGAGGAGGUGGAAGAGAUAACGAAUCAUCUUAGAGCCCUUGUCGCGGUCGAUCCUUCUUGCGCCAAGAUAUUGCCUAAAAUUUGUGGGCUAAUCGACGUGAACGGGCUCGAAACAUUACCGCCGGAAGGUUCCGUCGCCAUUUAUCGCACGACAUGUCUUUUGGAACACCGUUGCUUACCAAACACUCGGCAUUUCUUCGCAUUGGACGAGAAUGGUAGACCGAUCGUAAACGUGCUCGCCGUUACCUCGAUUAAAAAGGGCGAACAUUUGAGUACGUGCUAUACUCACGCACUUUGGUCUACGAGAGCGAGGAGGCGACAUUUGCUCGCGACCAAAUAUUUUUCUUGUUCCUGCGAACGAUGCGCCGAUCCAACGGAACUGGGAACGCAUCUUGGCACUCUGAGAUGUCCUUACAACGACGGCGGAUUCAUUCUUCCGAGGGAUCCGUUGGACUUUGAAACGGAAUGGUCCUGCGAUACGUGUAAAAAUACUCUUCGGUCCUCGGAGGUCGGUCAAUUAAUGGAUAGGCUCGAGGAAGAAGUCGAAGAGGCAAUGAGGACCCCAAACAAGGCCGUGCUUUCCGAUCUUCUUUCUCGACUUCGCGCUCUUCUACAUCCGGGCCAUCAACAUUGCAUAUCUAUCGGGCAUUCUUUGAUACAAUUAUUACCGUCGAACGAUCGACAAAAAUUCGACCUUUGCAAUCUUAUAAUGAAUACCGUCGCCGUCGUAGAUCCAUACUGCGAACGAUUGACACUCUACGCGGCAAUUACUUUACGAGAACUCGCCGAUUGUCCAGGACAAGACAAGAAAGGACAUUUGUCGAAAGCCAUGACUUUGUUGAUGUCAGAGCCUGCGAAAAGUCCUGGCGGUAAAUUAUUGCGACUGAUAAAGUCCGAAUUAGAAUAUCUUUGAUCCUAUUGUAUUGAUGUAAUUGUCCCUACGAGCGUAGGGUCCUAAAAUAUUAUAUUAGAUUGGAAGGAAAAUGCAAAGAAAAAAGAGAAAGAGAUCAGGCGGAAUAUGAAUCAAUAUGAAUUUUACAUUAUAUUUUAUUUUAUGGAUAAGCUUA
Vespa velutina is the source of this 2033-nucleotide messenger RNA. It is a transcript of the gene SmydA-5, whose product is annotated as SET domain-containing protein SmydA-8-like. The record is from RefSeq and is a predicted model, not a curated record. The coding region runs from base 422 to 1879 and encodes 485 amino acids. The transcript has 4 exons. Lineage: Eukaryota; Metazoa; Arthropoda; Insecta; Hymenoptera; Vespidae.